AUGAAAAUCUUCGCCACAAUCCAGUUAUUGCUUACUAGCAUGUAUAUCCGCGCUUCACUCGGUGGCGCUCUCCAAGUCAUAGAUUAUGAUGGCGAAUGCGUCAUAUGGUCAGAGCAUAACCAUGGAUGUACCGGAUAUUCGGCAACAUUUGCCCUACUCAACGUAGAUGACUGUUCCGAAUUGAGUGAAGUCGUGAAGGGCACCCGCGAGGAUAAAUCCGUCCUUGAUGUGGAUGCGUGUGGUAAAGUAAAUGGCAAAUCAGUUGCUUGGAUUGAAGUAAAUGAAACUGGUCUCGUUACCUUUUUCAAUCAGAACGGAGACAUUUCGGCAUGCACCUUGAAUGAUAAAUUCAAGGUUGGAAGUUGGUGCAGUGUAUCUGACUCUGAAUCCACUGAUUAUGCCUCUUCUUCUACUGCCUCUUCUACUGCUUCUUCUACUGCUUCUGCUUCUGCUUCUUCUACUGCCUCUUCUACUGCCUCUUCUACUGCCUCUUCUACUGCCUCUUCUACUGCCUCUUCUACUGCUUCUUCUUCUGCUUCUUCUACUGCUUCUGCUUCUGCUUCUUCUACUGCCUCUUCUACUGCCUCUUCUACUGCCUCUUCUACUGCCUCUUCUACUGCCUCUUCUACUGCCUCUUCUACUGCCUCUUCUACUGCUUCUGCUUCUGCUUCUCCUACUGCCUCUUCUACUGCCUCUUCUACUGCCUCUUCUACUGCCUCUUCUACUGCCUCUUCUACUGCUUCUUCUUCUGCUUCUUCUACUGCUUCUUCUGCUGCCUCUUCUUCUUCUGCUGCUGCUUCUUCUUCUGCUUCUUCUACUGCUUCUUCUUCUGCCUCUUGUGCUUCUUCUGCUGCCUCUUCUUCUGCUUCUUCUACUGCUUCUUCUUCUGCCUCUUGUGCUUCUUCUGCUGCCUCUUCUUCUGCCUCUGUAUAUGCCUCUAGUUUCGUUUCUACUUCUGUUCGUGCUAUCAGAACCCCAUCCCUGACCCUGAAUCUAUCAUAUCUAUCUGCAAAAGCUACCUUUGGCUGCCAUGCGGUCUAA
This is a messenger RNA of Penicillium longicatenatum, 1041 nucleotides long. RefSeq lists its product as uncharacterized. The coding region runs from base 1 to 1041 and encodes 346 amino acids. Lineage: Eukaryota; Fungi; Ascomycota; Eurotiomycetes; Eurotiales; Aspergillaceae. The transcript has 2 exons. The record is from RefSeq and is a predicted model, not a curated record.